Mesoplodon densirostris (Blainville's beaked whale) is the source of this 1411-nucleotide messenger RNA. It is a transcript of the gene NMNAT2, whose product is annotated as nicotinamide nucleotide adenylyltransferase 2. Gene Ontology annotation, cellular component: Golgi apparatus. The record is from RefSeq and is a predicted model, not a curated record. Gene Ontology annotation, molecular function: nicotinamide-nucleotide adenylyltransferase activity; nicotinate-nucleotide adenylyltransferase activity. Bases 225 to 1148 code for a protein of 307 amino acids. NCBI's taxonomy places the organism in Eukaryota, Metazoa, Chordata, Mammalia, Artiodactyla, Ziphiidae. Gene Ontology annotation, biological process: NAD+ biosynthetic process. The transcript is spliced from 14 exons.
GCUAAGUGAUUGAAUCAAGAUUUUAAAACUUCAGGUUACAAAGUCACAAAGACUCUGAAGAAUUCAGGACAAAGACUGAUGAUUUAAGGCCACAUGGGUGUGCUUGUCGAAGACUCUCAAACAGUCUUGCUCCUCAGGCUCUUUGUACUUGCUGUUCUGCCAGACGUAUCGAGACACAAAAAGAGAGGCGACCCCUGGACCAGCGCGAGGGACCCACCCGCACCAUGACCGAGACCACCAAGACCCACGUUAUCUUGCUCGCCUGCGGCAGCUUCAAUCCCAUCACCAAAGGGCACAUUCAGAUGUUCGAAAGAGCCAGAGAUUAUCUACACAAAACUGGAAGGUUUAUUGUCAUUGGUGGGAUUGUGUCUCCUGUCCACGACUCCUAUGGAAAACAGGGCCUUGUGUCGAGCCGGCACCGUCUCAUCAUGUGUCAGCUGGCCGUCCAGAAUUCCGACUGGAUCAGGGUGGACCCGUGGGAGUGCUAUCAGGACACCUGGCAGACAACCUGCAGCGUCCUCGAACACCAUCGGGACCUCAUGAAGCGGGUGACUGGCUGCAUCCUCUCCAAUGUCAACACACCCUCCAUGACGCCUGUGAUUGGACAGCCCCAGAAUGAGACCUCCCAGCCCAUUUACCAGAACAGCAAUGUGCCCACCAAGCCCACUGCAGCCAAGAUCCUGGGAAAGGUGGGAGAAAGCCUAAGCCGGAUCUGCUGUGUCCGCCCACCGGUGGAGCGCUUUACCUUUGUGGAUGAGAAUGCCAAUCUGGGCACAGUGAUGCGGUACGAGGAGAUUGAGCUGCGGAUCUUGCUGCUGUGUGGCAGUGACCUUCUGGAGUCCUUCUGCAUCCCAGGGCUCUGGAAUGAGGCAGAUAUGGAGGUGAUUGUUGGGGACUUUGGGAUCGUGGUGGUCCCCCGGGACGCAGCCGACACAGACCGAAUCAUGAAUCACUCCUCAAUACUCCGCAAAUACAAAAACAACAUCAUGGUGGUAAAGGAUGACAUCAACCAUCCCAUGUCUGUCGUCAGCUCAACCAAGAGCAGGUUGGCCCUGCAGCAUGGGGAUGGCCAUGUUGUGGAUUACCUGUCCCAGCCGGUCAUCGACUACAUUCUUAAGAGCCAGCUGUACAUCAACACCUCGGGCUAGCAGCCCCAGGGCCCUGUACUCCAAUCUCCCCUCAUCCUCCACCAACACACUGGCCCCUGCAGCCUCUGUCCAUCACAUUUCUCUCCUGCCUCUCUGUUCCUCCAUCUCAUCUUGACUGUUGUCCCCACUUGCUGACUCAACCCCCCACAGUGUGGAGGACCUGCAGAGAACCACGGCAUACCCCACUCCACAGUCAUCUUCGGACAAACUUUCCUCUAGUCUCUGGGUUGGGGGUGGGUGAAGGGGUAGGUGUGGGGGAAGUG